Messenger RNA from Phytophthora sojae, 210 nucleotides. RefSeq lists its product as hypothetical. The annotation marks the transcript as partial. The transcript has a single exon. The record is from RefSeq and is a predicted model, not a curated record. Lineage: Eukaryota; Oomycota; Peronosporomycetes; Peronosporales; Peronosporaceae.
GAUUCAACUGGCGAUACUCUCUACAUUGUUCUCGACAAAUUUGCAGUGUAUUUAGCAUUUAAAGAAAGCUCGAAGGGCUCGCUGCUAUCCAAGAACUCGGUCGCCAGCUACUUUGGCAACGUCAAGAACCACCUACUCGAGCUGUUUCCAGCUUUAAGUGCUGUAUCGGGUCGUCGGCUGCAAAAGAUUGCGUCAUUCCUCGACAAGUAC